GUCAGUCUCUCACUUACCAAAUAAACCACCAAUAGAGAGUUUUUAGCCAGAGAGGAAAGAUGAAAAACCCUCCACACUAGAGAGAGUAGAGACAUUUUUUUCAUUGUGAGAGUUGUGAUUGAAUUGAGAAGGGAAAAAAAAUGAGACUCCCACUCUCUCUUGAGUCUAUCUUUGUCUACAUACAGAGUCACAGAGGAGACGUUACAAAUACUUUCUCAUUUUAACAACUGCCUCUGACUCUCUCUCUCUCUCUCUCACUGAUCCCCUAAAAAGCUAAAACCCUAUUCCCAUUUGCUUUAAAUUCUUCACUAUCCCCUCUCUUCUCAUCUGCCUCGGUUUCUCAGAACAACAAAUUUCACUUCAACGCCUCAAGCGGUGGAGGGAGGGAGGGAGUGAGUGAAUCCUCAGACACUGUUUUGUCUUCUGUUUUUUCAGGGCUUUGGAGGUGCAGUAAUUCUUAUUAAAAGAUGCUAUUAUCUUUUGAUGUGAGGUCAAGGUGGCAGGAUAUGUUGUAGCGCCAAUAUUGGAUGUUCUUAAGGAGAAUCUUUGUGGUUAUCCAUGGUAGCAGGAUUAGUGUUGAGUUUUUGAUCGCUUUGAUGUAUUCUCCAGUGUAUUCACAGAAUGGGUUUACAUCUUCACAUAAUGGGUUUGCCAUUUGUUUGAUCUGCCUUUUACCUUCUCUACAAGUUAGAUGAAGUUGGUUUUGCCAUGGAUAGCUCUGAUGAUGAAAAGGAUGGAGCCCCUGGGAAUUACAUUCCAAAAGAACUGACUCAUGGUGUGGCGUCUAAUGGUGCAAAAUUUGUAGAUGAAGUACUUAAUGGUCAAAAUGAACAGUGUUUGGAAAAUUUUCGCAUGGAUAAGCAUGUGUUUUACAAGCUGUGUGAUAUUUUGCAAGCAAAAGGCUUGCUACGUCACACAAAUCGAAUAAAGAUUGAGGAGCAAUUAGCCAUUUUCAUGUUCAUAGUUGGCCAUAAUCUAAGGACACGAGCUGUCCAAGAGUUAUUCCGAUAUUCAGGAGAAACCAUCAGUCGCCAUUUCAAUAAUGUUUUGACUGCGAUUAUGGCAAUUUCAUUAGAUUUUUUUCAGCCUCCAGGGUCCGAUGUUCCACCUGAGAUCAUGGAAGAUCCAAGAUUCUAUCCAUACUUUCAGGAUUGUGUGGGAGCAGUUGAUGGUAUCCAUAUUCCGGUGAUGGUAGGUGUAGAUGAGCAAGGACCUUUCCGCGAUAAGAAUGGCAUGCUUUCACAAAAUGUUCUAGCAGCUUUUUCAUUUGAUCUCAAGUUCCAUUAUGUUCUAGCUGGCUGGGAAGGCUCAGCAUCAGAUUUGCAAGUCCUGAAUUCAGCACUCACAAGGCGAAGCAAGCUGCCGGUCCCUGAAGGAAAGUACUACCUUGUAGACAACAAAUAUGCAAAUAUGCCAGGUUUCAUUGCCCCAUAUCAUGGUGUUCCCUAUUACUUAAAGGAAUAUCCUAGUGGCUAUCAUCCACAAGAUGCCAGAGAACUAUUUAAUCAACGACACUCAUUGUUACGAAAUGCUAGUGAUCGCAUAUAUGGCGCUUUGAAGGCACGAUUCCCUAUAUUGAUGUCUGCUCCUCCAUACCCAUUACAAACACAGGUGAAGUUGGUUGUGGCAGCAUGUGCGAUACACAAUUACAUUCGUAGGGAGAAACCAGAUGAUUGGAUUUUUAGAACUUAUGAUGAAGAUACUGCUGUACUACAAAUUGAGGAACCAUUGCCCCCUAUAGAGGUGGAACAGCCUGUGAUGCAUAUUGACACCCAAGCUCUGGACAUAGGUAUUGAAACCGAGCAACUAGAAAUUUCUUCACAGCUGCGAGACUCCAUUGCAACUGAGAUGUGGAAUGACUACAUCCGGGAUUUAUCAGCCAUGUAAAUUGACUGAUUUUGGUUACAGAUUCAGGCUAGGGUUGAAAUUUUUUUCAGGAUCUAGAACAGAUGAAAGGUUUUUAAUGUGAUUUUGAUGGUGUACAUUGGGCCCUUCUGUUUAUACAAAGGAAAUAUAUCGGGUAGAGCAUCAUACCUUUCAAAGAUU
Molecule: messenger RNA, 2046 nt
Organism: Quercus lobata
Lineage: Eukaryota; Viridiplantae; Streptophyta; Magnoliopsida; Fagales; Fagaceae
Product: putative nuclease HARBI1
Exons: 5
Coding region: 709-1887 (392 amino acids)
Source: RefSeq, a predicted model, not a curated record